Lachancea sp. 'fantastica' is the source of this 906-nucleotide messenger RNA. The record is from the annotation of a GenBank genome assembly. Lineage: Eukaryota; Fungi; Ascomycota; Saccharomycetes; Saccharomycetales; Saccharomycetaceae.
AUGAUUAGAGCGUUUGUGAGAUCGAAAGCUGCUGAAAAGCUGCUUGUUCGCCAUAGUUCAUCUUCGACGUCUGCUUUGGCCUACAAGCAAUUGCACAAGAACAAGAUCAGUCCUCCCUUACCCACUUUGGAGACACCUUCCUGGAGUGCAAAAUCAGCGGUAUCUUCCAUAAUUUACGAAACGCCCACGCCAUCACGCACGACACGCAAACAGCAUGUCUUGAACUGCUUGGUCCAAAAUGAACCUGGUGUUCUGUCCAGAAUCAGUGGCACUCUUGCGGCUAGAGGCUUUAAUAUCGAUUCUCUUGUGGUGUGCAACACCGAAGUCAAAGAUCUGAGCAGAAUGACGAUCGUUUUGCAGGGCCAGGAUGGGGUCAUCGAACAAGCGAGGCGUCAAAUCGAAGACCUCGUACCAGUCUAUGCAGUUUUGGACUAUUCCAACGCCGACAUUAUUAAGAGAGAGCUCUUAAUGGCUCGUGUCUCUUUACUUGGAGCUGAAUACUUUGAAGAUCUCAUCCAGCACCAUGAAAAGGCUGGCUCGGAAAGUGCAAGUGGUUUAAACGAGACCGUAUCCCAGAUCAGGAACAAACAGUUCCAUCCAUCGAAUUUGCCAUUGAGCGAAAACCUUAGGAUGAAACAUGAGCACCUCGGAAGCAUCACCACUCUUGCUAAGAAUUUCGGAGGCCGCGUCGUGGACAUUAGCGAAUCAAACUGUAUUGUCGAAUUGAGUGCCAAGCCCUCGCGUGUUUCUGCAUUUUUGAAACUAGUGGAGCCCUUUGGUGUGCUAGAAGUCGCCAGAAGUGGUAUGAUGGCUUUGCCAAGAACACCCUUGGAAUCUAAAGGCAACGAAGAACUAGAGGAUCAAAUCAGUGAAAUCGUUGACCUUUCGCAGCUACCUCCUGGUUAG